Messenger RNA from Ylistrum balloti, 5285 nucleotides. Its product is annotated as leucine zipper putative tumor suppressor 2 homolog. The transcript has 3 exons. NCBI's taxonomy places the organism in Eukaryota, Metazoa, Mollusca, Bivalvia, Pectinida, Pectinidae. The coding region runs from base 201 to 2252 and encodes 683 amino acids. The record is from RefSeq and is a predicted model, not a curated record.
GUAGUUGAAAUGAGAGGUAGCAGGCAGUUUCUCUCUGGAUCUUGGAUGUUUUUAUUAGCAAAGCUAGCUACCUCGUGUUAACUCUGUGUGUUUGUGAUAAUUUUCACUGCAUAUAUAAUUGGACCAGUAAUUAGUGUCGCCAUCGCUCUCUGGAUGUUUAAAAAGUACAAGUUAGAAACUCUUGACAUGGUAUAACAGACAUGGCUAGUCGCACCAACUCCACUUCAGACCUGGUGUUCACAGAUGGGGAGCUGUCACCACGGUUACAACAACUCUACUCUCCAAUGUCAAACUUCUCUAUGCAGUCGCAGGAAAUACUCAAUUCUGUGUUUGACUCGGAGUAUAGUACUCCCAGUAAUCAGUACGAUGAUUAUUCACACAUUCAGUAUACUCCUAAUCGCAAGUUAUCUGCCCCUGUUGCCCCGGACCCCCCACUGAGGACUUCAAGUGUGUCAUCAUUUAUGUCAGAUUAUACACACAGGUCCUACUCGACAAGCCAUGGUAACGGGCAUGGCAGUCAUAGCAACAGUGGCCAUGGAAAUAGUCGUGGAAAUAAUCAUAGCAAUGGACACAGUAAUGGUGGCAGUGUCACACAGUAUUACAAGGGCAAUCAACAGAAUCAGCAUCUACAUCCUCCAUCUCGACGGAAAACAUGGACACCUUCUGGAUUAAAAGUCGGCAUGACAGGAAACCUUAAUAAUAGUAACAGCACUAGCAAUGUGAGAAACUGUCAUAGCAAUGAUUUGCUGGAAAAUAACUAUGAUAGUAUUGUAAAUGGUCAAGUCCGAAUGCAGGGGGAUGAUUCAGAGAUAGCUCCACCCAGAUUGGCACCAGUCAGUGGCAUACUUCCCAGGUCACCAGCCCGUGGAAUUAUAAAGCCAAUUGCAUUCAAGCCUGUUGUUGUGAAUCACAAUUACGUCAAUACUCGCCGAAUGGUGGACCAUAGGAAAUAUUCACAGCAGGAUGAUGGGUACGGAUCACAGGAUUACCCAAUGACCAACCAGCGUAAUGUUGCAAAUAUGUCGCAUGGAUCACUUAACACAGAGAGCGACCGAUCGGCUAGCUUCUCGAGUGAUGGUCACAGCAAGCAGUUCAGUCCAGAUCGGCCUGAGUCUAUUCGAUCAUUUCAAAUGGACAGUGAUCAUUCGACAAGCUUUUCAAGUGAUGGACAGAGUCAGAAACAAUAUACACCAGAGCGAUCCGAGUCUAUACCAUCUUCAAAUAUGAGUCGUGUUUCUGUGAAUCGUUUGGAAGGUUAUGUACAGACUCCCUCCCCAAGUGACAGUGGGGUCGGGGAAUUGGAGGCCAUGUUGAAGGAGAAGGAUGCGGAAAUUAAUAUAUUACGUGAUGUGAUGGAAAAAAAUGAGAAAGCGAUAUUUCAAGUUUAUGAAGAAAAGAAAAAGUCCUGGUCACAUGAUAUGAAACAAGUUAAAGAAGAAUAUGAUCAGAAACUGAAGUUACAGCAAAGAAAAUCUUACAAAACGGAACAGGUUCUCUCCUUGCAGGUUUACAAGUUGCAACAAGAAAAGAAAACCAUGAAGGAGGAGUCUGAUCGGAUUAAAGCUGAAAAUGAGGAGCUGAAGGAAAAAGUGAAAUCGUAUGAACUGGAAACUGAGAGACUAGAAUUAGAAGUAUCAAACAUUUCUUCACAUAAUAAGUCGGUUUCGGAUGACAACAUCAGUGACUUGCACCUAACAGUGGAUAGCUUAAAUGACAGUCUUGCUAAUAAGACAGAGGAGGUGCUUAAGCUUCGUAAAGAAAUAGAGGAGAAACAACAAGAACUCUUAGAAAAGGAUGAAGAAAUUGGUGAAAAAUUUCGUGAAAUUGUUGCGAGAACAGAUGAGGUUCAAUCGUUGAAAGAAAGUUUGCGAAGAGUCUCUUUAGAAUCUUCAGCAGAAUUGGACACACCUUGUGUUUGUGACAAAGAUUUGAAAUCUAGAGGCAAGUCUCCUAACUGUGAUAGAGUCAAAUCCCCUGGAACCCCUAUCUUGGCCGAAGAAGGUCUAAACGAGGAGGUUCGGAGACUACGGCAAGAAGUUGAAGCCCAUCAUGAUACCCUUGAGAAAGAACGGGAACAAUGGGCAGAUGAAAAGAACAAAGUGAUUCGCUAUCAAAAGCAACUUCAGUUAAAUUAUGUACAAAUGUUUCGUAAAAAUAAACUUCUUGAAGCAGAAGUUGAACAACUGACUCUGGAACUUGAGAGUAGGGACAUUAAACUCAUGUCAAUCAAUGGAGAGGAGUCGGUGUGCUAGGGUGAUUAAGUGCAAUAAGGAAUUAUGGUGCUAUAUGCUGUACUUUUACCAAAAUUUUGGACAUGUAGAAAUCCUCAUUAGAUUAAUUGAUAUGUACAAGAAUUCCAGUUCAUUGGAAACUAAAAUCAUGUACUUGGGAACUUACAUGAACUAUGUAUACAUACAUAUACAAAAAACAAUCAAUCAUAUACCGGUAUAUGUAUUCAUAUAUGUGUAAGGAAAGUUGGAAAAAAAAUUGAUUAUCGGGAUUUCAAAAACUACAGUUUGGAACAUUGCUGCAGAUUCAAUAUGGAUGCUGUUAAUAUCAAAUAUCUUGAAAAAUUCUUGAAAAGGACAAUCCUUGAUAAAGAAUUGUAUCCUGAUUUUCACUGCCAUAUAUUUCCGUCAGAUGUCAUGUAUAAAUCAGGAGAACUAAAGAAUGCCAGUGAAACAGAAAAGUUUGAAGAUUUUAUAGAUUUAAAAUUGUAACUAACCUUAGAGUAAGUGUAUCUCGAGUUUUUGUGCCAAAAUUUUAAUGAAAUAUUCUUUUUUUCCUUAAAAGGAAACCACAUGUAAUUUUCUCCAGAUAUAGUCACUAAAAUAUUUCUGUCAUUCUGCUUCAUAUGCCAAGAUUGAUGUCUUUGAUAUAUUACAUCAGAUUAGAAAUACAUUUGUCCUUGUAGUUAAUUCAACUCUGUAGUAUUUGAUAUUCCUUAUUAACAUGCAGGUUCACUAUGUAUUUCAUUAAUUCUUGACAUUUCUGUAAGGAGUAUGAGUCUUUUGGAAGUGAUAUAGGCAUAAUUUAAGGGUUGAUAUAUAUUUAAUUUUGGUUCAAAGAUGGUAUCAUUCCAAGACACAGAUUGACCUAAUUGUUUUUGGGAGCUGGAGGAAAUUGUAUUUUGAUUUCCAUCAAUGUUUUCUAUGUGUACAUGCAUAUGUAUAAGUAGUGUUAUCAAACUAACAAGUCAUUUUGAUUGAUUAUGUGAAAGAAUAUAAAAACUUUAUAUACAUGUUCUAAAAAAUCUAGAAAGUGGAUUCUGAAAUAUCAGAUAUCAAAUGCAUCGCAGAUUGAACCAGUUCUAUGGUUUUCAACCUUUACUAUUACUCAGUCAUUCAAUAUUGCUGAACUGACAAACUCUUCAAAACAAUUUUUUCCACAUUCUUGAAAGCUUCUUUUUUCUUUGACUUUAUAUAUUGGUGACAUUGUCAUAAACAAAAAUUGAAAUGGGUAUUUUGUUUCAGAAAAUGAUCUUUCUCUUACUCCAUUUUGUGUUGUGAAAGUUCAAUUAUUUAGAAUUGUCUUAACAUCAGUAUAAUUUACUGUAGAACUGGUUAUUUUUGGGUGAUGAUAUUUUCUCAAUAUCACAGUAUAUUAAAGUGAUCGCAAAAGUUUCAUCCAUGAAUUAAUGAGAUGUGUGUAUUAGAUGUAAUUUCACAUCAAGAAUGUGACAUUUUGAUUUGUUCAAAAAUUAUUCAGUGGUUUUAAAAGAUCAAGAAAAUUUUGACUCAUGGAAAUUACCAGCUAUACACCUAGAUAAUAAAAUGAAUGAUUUAUAUAAUAGAUGAAAAGAUGUAUGUAUAGAGUUUUCCGUUCCUGUACUGAUCAUGUACAUGCACCCAGUGACUUCUUUAAUAUCAACAUACAUUAUAGGUAUCUGAUAAACUUUUCCGGUAUUCGGUCUUCUUAAUGACUGUGAAAUAUUCGAGGAGUUCAGCUGUAUUGAGGCCUGUUAUUAGUCUGGAGAUAAUUUGUGUGAUAAAAAUCUGUCAAACCUGAGGAACCUUUUUACACCCUGGAUGAUAAAUAAAAUCACGGAUCUAUAUUUGAGUGCACACAAAUUUAAGAUCAAGAAAGCUUAGUGAAGCUUAUCUUCAUACCAUGAAAAUGUUGGUUAUUAGGAUAAAUAUUUUAUGAGUCAAACUAAAUGAAGUAAUACUAACUGGUUUUUAAGAAAUUCAGAAAUUCGUUUGGCCAAAUGUAGUGGAGGGGAGAUAACUCCUGGUGUGAAAUUUUCUACAUACCUAAAUACAUGUACUGCCAGUUUUUUUUUUAGCAUUUUAAGAACACACAGAACUAUCAAACUGCCAAGUAUUUUUAUACUGUCAAUUCUACUUUAUCUUAGAUUGUAUUUGAAUUUUUUUCUGUGUACCCUUGGCAUUGAAUAUGACACCAGGCAAUAAAUUAAUACAGAAAUACAGAAACUUUAGAAGAAAGCAUGUAUCUGUUUUCUAUGUAUUUUGAGUUUGAUUUCAUUAUUUGGAGGGAACUAAUAAAAGGAUUUGUUGAGGUGAAAUGAAGUAUUUUCCAUAUGUAAGGUUAUAUGUUAGGUACAUAUAACAUAGCACACAUGACAUAGUAAAUGGGAUGGGUAGCAUUUUUUUUUCAAAGAGGGAUUAGUGAUAAGUAUUAUGGUAAAUAGGGUACCACCUGUUACCAUGAUAUAUCAGCUAUAUAUACAUGUACAUAAUGAUCCUGAUAUUACUUAAUACUAUAGCAUUUACAUGUAGGAAUAAUAACAAUAUUCCAACUUCAGUUCUGAAGUCUUUCGUAGGUUGUUAAACUGCAACCAGUGAUUUUCUAGUCAAGACACAAUAUUAUCAUCCAGUUUGUUUAAGUGUGAGCUAGUUUUAACCAAUCGUUGUCAUUUGUAGCUAUGUGGAAUAUAGCAUCUUAUUCUGACCUUUGAUCCCGUCACUCGUAAAUCAUUCCUUGUUAUAAACUCUUUCAUAAGAAAAUUUCAGUGAAAAUCUAGUAAAAAUCAAAAUAUGUUACCAUGUAAAAAAAAAAAAAAAAAAACCUUCAUUCAAAUAUUUGUAUUAUAUGGCUCAUGAUUUUUAUGUUUCAGUUCUCCCUGAGUUGACUUUUACAACAUGCCUAUCAGUAUGUAAAAAUUAAAAGCAUGACAUUCAUGUCAUGUAUUUUCGGGGUCAAGGUCUUUCUGACAAUUAGUCAUUAUAGAAAUUUUGCAUAACUGCAAUUUUCUUAAGUUUGAUUGGUCUUGCUUGCAGAUUAUUACAGAUAUAAUGAUUGAUUAAUAAAUUCUAUGAACAUUC